Cornus florida is the source of this 1724-nucleotide messenger RNA. Its product is annotated as histone H1-like. Gene Ontology annotation, biological process: chromosome condensation; nucleosome assembly; negative regulation of DNA recombination. Bases 279 to 821 code for a protein of 180 amino acids. Gene Ontology annotation, cellular component: nucleus; nucleosome. The transcript has 2 exons. Lineage: Eukaryota; Viridiplantae; Streptophyta; Magnoliopsida; Cornales; Cornaceae. The record is from RefSeq and is a predicted model, not a curated record. Gene Ontology annotation, molecular function: nucleosomal DNA binding; structural constituent of chromatin; double-stranded DNA binding.
ACGAUCAUAUCAUCAGCAUCUUAAUCACAAAUCAACCAUGCCUUUCAACGUUGUACAUCAGUGACAUGAUUAUUUGAAUCACGCACGAGAGGAUCACAAAAACGUACCGAUCCAAAUCCUCAAUAGUUCGCCAAUCAAACAGCUACACCUAAUCGUUACAAAUUCCGCCAAAAACGAAAUUUGAAAUUGAAAAUUUGAGCACAUCAACUCCAGCCCUCUUUAUAAACAGACUACCCACAUUCCCUCUCAAUCUUUAUCCAAAAUUCUCCCAAUUGUUGAUGAAAGAAGCCAUGGCUCCUGCAAGAAAGAAGACUGUUAGUCCUCCUCCUUCAACCCUCCAUCCGCCCUACUUGCAGAUGAUAACAAAAGCGAUCACUUCGCUGAAGGAUCGGACGGGUUCGAGCCAACCGGCGAUAGCCAAAUUCAUGGAGGAGAAACACCAUAAGGGGCUUCCAACAAAUUUCAGGAAGAUAUUGUCAGCUCAGUUGAAGAAGUUGGUGAAAUCUGAGAAAUUAGUGAAAAUCAACAACUCUUACAAGGUCUCUGCUUCAGAGAAGGUGAAAAUGGUGUCUGAUACUAUCAAAGGAUCGCAAAAGAAGAGCGAUCUCAAGAAGGGCGUGAAGGCGAAGAGCAACGUGAGUCCUAAGAAGGGCGAGAAGAGAAAGAGGUUAAGUGAGGUCAAGACUCCAGAGGCUUUGAAGAAGAAGAAAUCAAUGGCUGACAAAAGCUCUAAAAAAGUGGUGACCAAUGGGAAGAUGAAGCGAUUGAGUCAAGUUAAGACACCAGAAGGUUUGAACAAAAAGAGGGCUUCGAGACGAUGAGAACCAAUGCUAGUAGUAGUUUGUCAAGAAGAAAAACAUUUAAAUGCUACAAUUUUUAAGUCUCUUCUUGUGUUUUGUUUUCUUAGUCAUACUAAGACUGUAUUAUGAACUUUUGUGUUUUUUUCUUUACCCCCAAAAAAAUUUGUUGUUGUUGGUUUUCAUGUGUAGUGUUGUUCAGUUUGACUCAGUGACCAACCACUUUUCACUGGAAUGAAACUUUGAAGUUUAAUUCGGUGCAAAUUAGAUUUUAAAGCACUUUCACUACUAGUGCUCCUAUCACGUGUGUGUGUGUAAUGUGUAUUCUGUUUUAGAAAGCAUACUAGACCAAUGGACCAACUGCAAUGCUGAAAAGCCUGGACUUGAAACUAUGCAGCCCACAAUGGCCCAAUGUGUUUGGUAAGAUCGUUUUGUUCUGACUCUGGGUCCCAAGCCCAAGAGGGAAAGUUAACAGGGAAGUGCAAUGGACAAAAGUUGGUUUGCUUUGUUCAACCCCAAAACAAGGUGCGUGGAUUUCAACGCAUUAUGGAACUGUAAUGACUCGCCUUUUGAAUGAAUUACAAAAAUAAUUAUUAGUAUUAUAAAUAAAUAAAAUUUCUUCUUUCUUUUUUUUUCUUUUCUUUUUUCUUUUUCAUCCAAUGGUAUGUACUGAUUCUUUAAUUUGCACUUUCUUUUUUAAAUAUCACACUUAUUUAUUCAUUUAUUUAUUGGGCCUACACCAACAUCCUCUAGCGCUCCACUCUUUUAGCUCCCAUCUUUUAUUUUCCUAAAGUAAAUUACAAAAAGUCCUUCCAUCACACAAUACUUCCACCCUUCUAUUUUCCCAAAAUAAAAGUAAAAAAAAGUCCUUCCAUCACACAAUACUUUCACCCUUCUAUUUUCCCAAAAUAAAAUUACAAAAAAGUA